UGCAGCUAUUGCCUUUUGCUUGCAGUUGUCUGCGGCGGACCUAGUGGAAGGAAAUCGAAACUUAUCUGAGCCCAUGAAGUGAGUCUUUUCGUCGGACUCAAAGCUCGUCCUUUAGCUCCUUAGCUCGCCUCCCCAGCAGCUGCUGCUCUGUUCCUGCUUUUCUCUGCAAACAUGACCCGCCUUUAAACUUUGCUUUGGUUCGCUGAACUUUAUCAGAUCUGCUAUGGUGUGACCAACCAUGGACCCAGCCCGAGAGAAACGAAAGGAAGAGAUCAUCAAGGAUCUGGCUUUUAUACAGUCUCCCUUGGCUUAUCCAGAUCCUGCAGGCUACCAGGACUUUUUGACCCGCUUGGUUUGCAACCUUCUUGAAGAGGGCAAUGCCUUCUUCCGAGACGAACAGUGGAGCGAGGCCGUCAAAGAAUUCAGCGAAGCCUUAAAUGUCUCGAACUAUGCUGAAGCAGAAGAGAUCCAGAUCCCUGAAGCCUUGCUGGAGAGCCUGUAUGUCAACCGAGCCGCUGCGUACCACAGUAUGGGAAUGUACAGUAAAGGUAUUGAGGACUCUGACAGCGCUCUGAAGGUGUGUGAGGGCAGCCGCAGGGCUCUGUACAGGAAGGCACUGUGCCUGAAGGAGCUCGGGAAGCACAAGGAGGCGUACGACUGCACCACCGUCUGCCUGCUCAGUAAUCCUCAGGACAAGCAGGUGAAUGAGCUCUCCCAGGAUCUGGCCCGCCGGCUGGGGAUGAAAGUCCGAAAACCCUACAUCAGCUCAAAGGCACCUGUUAAUAAUGGCGUCCAGAAUGGUGUGAACCCUCCGAGUGUCGAAGCAGCAGUCGCCUUUCACAGCGCGCCGAAGUCCACCGCUCUCUCCACACCUUCUGCACAUCAGCUGGUGGAAGCUGUGGAGGACUUGGAGGUGGUGGGAGAUGAUCUAGACAGUUUGCUGGACAGCCUUCCUUCUGGGCAAGUCCCAUCAGAGGUUCUGCAGUUCUCUGACUCUGGCAAUGCACCCUCUCCCCCUUCCUUCCUUCCCGCCCCGACUCCCCAGCUCCCUCCUGCCUUUUUCAGCUCAUCUGGCAGCCAGCUCAACUCCUUGGACUCCUUCACUAACGGUGAUCAUGCCCCAGCUGCUGCUGCGCUGGACAUCCUUGAUGACCUCCAAACCCCCGGGAACGGAGAUGGAACGGUUGCCUCAGACGCGUCACUUAACGUCACAACACUGGAUAACGUGGAUGGUCUGGAUUCUCUUGACACUCUUGAUGACCUUUUGGACAUGAUGCCGAAUGCUGUCGCUGCUAAGGAGGCUAAAACUGAGAGAGAAAAAACCCCAGAGAACCUGAUGAGUGAGGUGGAUGCCCUGGGGCCUCAUAUAAAAGCUCAGAAUGGUGACCUUCCUAAAACGGGUGCCAUCGCCAAGAAGCAGGUGGGCUCUCUUGACGCUUUGGACUCCUUCCCCACUGAGGAAGACGUCCAGGCUGCUUUCCAAAGAGUUUCAGCCAGAGGAACAAGCCUAGACUCCCUCUCUGAUUUCAGCUCAAAUGGUUUCUCAGAGUCUGACACUGCUGCUUCAUCUCUAAUCAGAUCUCCAAAACACCAAUUUAAAGCGAAGGACAGCCAUAAUGGGACUGCAGCCGUCUCUAACCCUCUGUCCUCCACCCACGAGUUCCUGCAGGCUUGCUCCCUCUGUUUUCCUCGUCUUGGUCCAAGUGUUUACAGCUUUGUUCACAAGCCAGACCUCGUCCAUGACUGUAAGUGUGACAUAUUGCUGUGCAGACAGAGGGCUGAUUGUCCUUCUGAAUGGACGAGAGUGAGACGGCUUCCUUCCCGGACGUCGUUCUCUGGACCUUUUGUUCUUUGUAAAGAGCUGCUGAAGUCCGGGGAUCUGGGUGUGUGCAAGUAUGGAGAAAAAUGCACAUUCGCUUACAACCAGCUGGAGAUCGACGUUUGGACAGAGGAAAGGAAGGGAAGGCUGGACAGGAACGCUCUGUUUGGAGGCACACCUGUUAAAAUGGACCCAGUGAACAGCAUCAUUGGUCUCCUGCAGGAGCACAGAGGCAGGUUUAUCUUCCUCUGUCAGGAAUGCUACGACGGCAAACCUAGAAUCAUCAGUAAGCGCUCCUGUGUCAGUCAAGCAAUCUGCUCCAACUUGGAGGCUCGUCACAACUUUGAUGCUAAUAAGUGCCUGGCCUUUGUAGUGACCACCCACAACAUUAACUAUAGCAAAGUGCGUCCUCUCAGCGUCUUGUGCCAGUUGGGUUUGUGUCGACAAGCCAUCCGAUACGGCUGCCUGCGGGAGGACAGUUGUGUAUUUGCCCACUCCGUCAUAGAGCUGAAAACCUGGAGGGUCCAGCGUGACACAGGUAUCAGUCCGGAUGAGAUUGUGAAAGUUUCAAGGGAAUAUUAUGACAAGCAGGAGCAGAACUACAGAAAGGAGAAAGAGAAAAGGCUGUCCUCUGGCGGGGGUAAAUUAAAAGGAGCCAGCGGUGCGGGGACAACUCUUAACAUCAAAAUGAAGUUUGCAUGUGCACAGUGCUUACGUGGCGGCCUGAUCAGUGAACCGGACAAAGCUCUCAAAUACUGUACAGCUAAAGCCAGACACAUGUGGACCAAAGAUAGAUAUGUGCUACUGGUCAAGAAUUCUACACGGGGUAAAUGGACUCAAGUCCGACCACUGCCACAUGCUAAGAACUUCCCGCUGCAAUAUGAUAUGUGUGCACAGGUUGUGGAGAAGGGGAAAUGCUUCUAUACUGGAAACUGCACCUUUGCUCACAGUCAAGAGGAGAGGGAGAUGUGGAUGUACAUGAAAAAUAACGAGUUGCUGGACAUGCAGCAGGUGUACGACAUGUGGCUGGCUUUGGCUGCUCAGAGCCGCCAAACAGAUGGAGCCACCAUGAGCCAACCCAACCCAGAGGAGAAAUUCAUCGCCAUGCCAACUGACUUUGCUGAACCUCUGAAUGGCUUCCACUGCCGUCUGUGUGGGAAACACAGUAACAGUGAGCGGCAGUGGCAGCAUCACAUCUCCUCAGAGAAGCACAAAGACCGGGUGUUCAGCUGUGAGGGAGAAGACGAGGCCCUGAGGUGGAGCUACCGUUUCCCUGGAAGGUGUUUAAAAAUCUGCCCCAAAAUCGACGGCGGCUGUCCGGAUGGUUUUAGUUGCGACUACGCUCAUAGUACGAAGGAGUUGCAGGAGUGGAUUGAGAGACGGGAAUUUCUCCGCCGCAAGCUAGCUAAAGCCAGGGAAGACAUGCUCAUCAUGCCUGACGAGGUUGACUUUGGGAAGUACAACUUUUUGCUUCAGGACUGAGAAUAAGAGAACAUGAUGAUCCAGUGUUUGAACCGACAAUCAGAUUGCUUCACGCCUUGUUGAACUGAAACUAAAGGGGCAGUGAUCAGGAUGUUCAGCUCGCCAAACGAACUAUUGAAUCAAUAGUCCAAAACUAAUGCAUCGCCAUGAAGUGUCUAUAACUACUUCUUUUUGGUUUGUUUUUUUGCUUAUCCUUGUAUGAUGCAAUUAAUGUAAUCCACAAAUACUAGCCCUACUGUGAAACAUAUAGCUGCCAUAAAAGAAUCAGAAUUGGUUAUCUAAGAACAAUUUUAAAUUUGAUUUUUAAACAUGCUAACAGUGUUUGUCUUGUUUCCUCUGUUUCCUGCUUUAUUUUGCUCUAGCAGGCAGUUCUUGUGUUCCACAGUUCAUCAACACAGGGUGAAUGUUGGCAAACUUUAAACUUCAGUACUAUACUGGGAAUUAAUUAGUUGUUUUCAUGCAAAGGAGUUAUGAAAAAAUUGUUUUUCUUUGUUGCUGCAUUUAUUGAUCAUCAGAAAAAUGUUGUCAAAGGAUU
Messenger RNA from Cyprinodon variegatus (sheepshead minnow), 3836 nucleotides. Its product is annotated as zinc finger CCCH domain-containing protein 7B-like. Gene Ontology annotation, molecular function: metal ion binding; miRNA binding; protein binding. Bases 239 to 3301 code for a protein of 1020 amino acids. NCBI's taxonomy places the organism in Eukaryota, Metazoa, Chordata, Actinopteri, Cyprinodontiformes, Cyprinodontidae. The transcript has 22 exons. The record is from RefSeq and is a predicted model, not a curated record. Gene Ontology annotation, biological process: miRNA processing.